AUGAAAGUCUCUGUGUUGGGUUUUUAUCUCGGUUGCGUGCCAUAUAACAUUGCAUGGGAUCUUCAGAAGUCCAUCGUCAAACUACUGAAGUCUCUUGAUAAUCCUUCGGUGCAUUGUAUCUUACUUCUGGAACACUGUCCAGUUUACACUAUUGGUAUACGCCACACAGAUCCUAUGAAUGACUAUGGCGAGUAUGCCAUUAAACAUCUCAAACGUCUUGGGGCUGAAUUUGUUAGUUCUGAUCGUGGAGGUUUGAUUACGUAUCAUGGCCCAGGACAACUCGUAGCCUAUCCGAUAAUUAAUCUUCGGUGUAAAUCUUUACAAGGUCGUGGUUUAAGGUGGUACGUUGGGGCUUUAGAAGAAGCCGGAAUCAAACUGUGUUCACAAUUUGGUGUGACUACAUUUGCUGGUAAGGAUUCGGAGACUGGUGUUUGGUCUGAUUCUAGGCACAAAGUUAUGGCUAUUGUUAAUAAUUUAUUUUUAGUUAGGUAUCCGCCAGAGCAGUUCAAUAACGUAUCAUGGGAUAGCUCUAAACUGUACAACUGAACCACUUUCAUGGCUAAGACAAAUCGUUCCUUGUGGUUUAGCUGAUCGAGAUGUUACGUGUUUGAGUGAAGUUUGUGGUAAACAAUGCACACCAAAGGAAGUGGCACCUACAAUGUCAGAUUGUCUGGUUUCAAGUCUGUUUGAAUUACAUAUGAAUGACCAGUUUUGUGUUAAUUACCAAUUUCGCAAUGAUAUGGCGGGCGAUUGGUGUAAUUUAAUACGAAAUGUUAACGGUGGUUAUGAAGGUUGUUCAGAAUCGUUUUCAGUCAGUAAAUCUUGGUCUUGUACAGUUAAGGAUAUCCUCUUCUCGUUACAUUCUCAUUUUAAUAACUGUACUGCCAGCAAUGCACUAUUCAAUAAUAAGUAAUAUUGUGUACGCUUUUCUUGAUUUGUAUUUUUUCCAAUCUUCAAAUGACGAAAUAAACCCAUUGGAUAAAUAAAGUCAAUUCAAGAGAGGUUUUUACCUGUUACCUACCGAAUCGAUAAUUCAAAUAGGAAUUAUUUAAUUGUAAUCAUCAUAAGAUAUCUUUUUGCUCACAUUAGCCGUUGAAUGUCACAGUAUUACUUAAAAUUUGAGUUUAGAGUUGAAUUUUAUAGAUACCCGAAUGAUGGCUUCGAGUUCGCCUGAACGCUUGGAAUUAAGGAAUAUAAUUAUGACUAUCUUGAACAGUGUCAUGUGCAACCGUUAAUUGGUCAUGAACAGUUCGAUUCUAAUUAAAGGUCAACAGUUUGGCAUAAUUGGAUGCAAGUUCAUUUUAUCGUAGCUUUGGAUUGCUAAAAGUUUUUGGUUACGUACUCCAUACAAAGUGAGACUAAAUGCUCAUUUAAUGCCAAAAUAAUCUUAUUCCGUCACUUAUUAUAAGCAUACGGUUUCUAUUUAAGAGUAUACAAGAUAUGUUGAAUUGCUGUGAAAUCUCUAGAACUGUCCUAAUAACAGUAUCAAAAUCAAAAGAACUAUUUAGUCACCAGAUUUAUGCUAUUAUUAUAUGGUUAACAUAUUCUUUCUUUGUAACGAAGGCUUGUCGAAUACUAUCAUAUUAUGAUAGCACUCACGUAGUAAUUGCUUUUGGAAUGAAAUCGACUUAUCGAACAUCAUCAUAGUUAAAAACAUUUAUAGAGUAAUGUAUUGGCUCGUUUUCAGUUCACAUAUUAUUGACUAUCUAUGAUUAAAUAAGAACUCAUGUCUAAUCAAG
Messenger RNA from Schistosoma guineensis, 1739 nucleotides. NCBI's taxonomy places the organism in Eukaryota, Metazoa, Platyhelminthes, Trematoda, Strigeidida, Schistosomatidae. The record is from the annotation of a GenBank genome assembly.